AUGAGUUCGGAGCCGUUCACGCUAAGGUGGGGUAUCUUGGCCUUCACAAAAGACCUCCUCAUCGAUCCCCAAACCCGCGAUGCCUCCGAUAUCCGUCAUGUCGUCGCAGCAGCAGCAUCUUCCACGUCGGCAACCCGUGCCAAGGAAUUUCUUACAUCUGUUGGCGCACCCCCCACAGCACGCGCCUACGGCUCCUACACCGAACUCGUCUCCGAUCCCAAUGUCGACAUCAUCUACAUCGCCACCCCCCAUUCCCACCACUACCACCACGCCCGCCUCUGUCUCAGCGCCGGAAAACAUGUUCUGGUCGAGAAACCCAUCACCGUCAACGCAGCGCAAUGCCAGGAACUAAGGAAAUUAGCGAGAGAAAAGGGGAGGUUCAUGAUGGAAGCCGUGUGGACGCGUUUCUUCCCCCUCUCGCGGGAAGUCUGCGCCAUUGUUAAAGAAGGGAAGUUGGGCGAUAUAAAGCGCGUAUUCGCCGACUUCAGUUUCUGGAAUGAUGUGCAAAAGGAAUUCGGCACGCAGCAUAGGAUGGUUAACCCCGAUCUUGCGGGCGGCGCGUUGUUGGAUCUGGGGAUUUAUAGCCUAACGUGGUUGUUCAUGGCGUUGUACCAUGUGCAACCGGAGGGGAAGAGGGAAGAACCGGUUGUGAGUUCGGCGGUUAGUAAGUGUGCGACGGGCGUUGAUGAGACGACGACUGUGCUGUUGCACUUCCCUACCACGGGUGCUCACGGCGUAGCAAGCACGAGUAUCAUCGUCGCCACUACACCCAACGCGGACCACCCCAACCCCGGCGGCGACGCAGUAAGGAUUCAAGGUACACUUGGCGACUUGACGGUGGAUUACGCGCCGAAGCCGCGCACGUAUACGUUGACGCCUGCUGCGAAUGAGAAACGAGGGAAGUUGGCGGACUUUGAGUAUCAGGUUGUUGAUAAGUUCAUGGAGAUACCGGGGGGCGGGCAUGGUAUGUUCUGGGAGGCGGAUGAGUGUGCGAGGUGUAUCCGCGAUGGGAAGCUGGAGAGUGAGGUGAUGGGUUUGGAGGAGACGGAGGUGGUGAUGCGGGUAAUGGAUCAGGUUAGGAAGCAGGGGGGUGUUGUGUAUCCAGCAGUGAUUGAGAGUACGGAGUCGCCGCUCGAUGGGUUUGGGGUGUGA
Molecule: messenger RNA, 1152 nt
Organism: Alternaria ethzedia
Lineage: Eukaryota; Fungi; Ascomycota; Dothideomycetes; Pleosporales; Pleosporaceae
Exons: 2
Coding region: 1-1152 (383 amino acids)
Molecular function (GO): nucleotide binding
Source: RefSeq, a predicted model, not a curated record